This is a messenger RNA of Salmo salar (Atlantic salmon), 3795 nucleotides long. RefSeq names its product ankyrin repeat and SOCS box protein 13. Gene Ontology annotation, molecular function: protein binding. NCBI's taxonomy places the organism in Eukaryota, Metazoa, Chordata, Actinopteri, Salmoniformes, Salmonidae. Gene Ontology annotation, biological process: positive regulation of protein catabolic process; protein ubiquitination. The record is from RefSeq and is a predicted model, not a curated record.
GAACAUUUUGACAAAACAUUUGUACUACAACUCCCAGCAUGCCCUUAAAUCCGUCAAAGGCCAUGUCAAAAUCAGUCACGUGAUGUGUCAGUGCCGCAUGCACACAGCUCAAAUGUGUUUGUUUACUUCUCGCUGGACGUAAUUUACAGUUUUUCCACAUAAAACGGGAUUUGACCAAAUUAUGGAAGUUGAAACUGCCAGACCAUACUUCUUUGGAGACAUAGGCUGCUGGUCGGAGAGGACCGAGGUGCACAAGGCGGCCUCUGAGGGACAUGCUGCCCAGCUGCAGAAACUCAUCCAGAGCGGAGCCUCCGUCAACAUAGUGGCUGUGGACUCCAUCACCCCCCUCCAUGAGGCAUGUGAAAGGGGGCAGACCCAGUGUGUCAGACUGCUACUGGAUGCGGGAGCACAGGUGGAUGCCCGUAACACGGACGGUAGCACCCCUCUGUGUGAGGCCUGCUCGGUCGGGAGCUUUGACUGUGUGAGGAUGCUGCUGGAGUAUGGGGCCAAGGUGAACCCCACCCUCUCUUCCCGGACCACCUCACCCCUACACGAAGCCUGCCUGGGGGGAAAUGCUGACGUUGUGAAGAUCAUGAUCGCUAAAGGUGCCAGCCUGGAGGCAUAUGACCUGUACUAUGGGACCCCACUUCAUGUGGCGUGUGCCAACGACCACACAGACUGUGUCAAGGCACUACUCAACGCAGGUGCCAAAGUGAAUUAUGCUCGGCUGCACAAGACGGCCCUGCACCAUGCUGCUAAAGUGAAGAGUGUAGACAUGAUCGACAUGCUGGUGGAGUUUGGGGCGAACAUCUACGCCAAAGACAAAAACGAUAAGAAGCCCAUUGACUACAUCGAACCCGGUUCUCCCGCUGCACUCUGCUUAGAGUUUUAUGAAAGUACUCCAUUGAGUCUGCAGCAGCUGAGCAGAGUGACCCUGAGGACGAUGCUGGGUAUCAGAGCUCUGGAGGUCGUAGUUCAACUGGACAUACCAAAGCAAAUCAUUAGCUUCCUCUGUUACCACUGACACCAUUAUCUUACUAAGGAGAAGGAAGGAAGCUCAGACAUUGAAACCUUUCUAUAAAACAUCACAAUUAUCAUAAUGCUACAGUCUGAACUUUAGAUACCACUCGAUUAGAUGCAUAAAAAUAAUAUGCAGACAGCAAAGCACAGGUUUCCAAACAGUAUUUUUAAGCAGAGCACUUUUUUCUUUGUCUUCAGAAUGUGUGCCAUAUCAACACAUUAGAUGCAUAUUUAAAGAACAGAAGCAUAGGAGGAUUUAAUGGGGACUUUUUACAUACAGUUUAUUCUUAACUCCCAUAUCUUGUAAACCUACAUGAAAGACAAAUGGAGGGAAAAUGAGGAAGUGGGGGAGAGUAGAAAAGAAAUGGAGGAGAAGAAGUGAUUUUGGCAGCUGAUCCUGCCCACUCUGCAAUACCAUCUGUGUACACUACACCAGCAUUUUAGUCGCCAUGACAAUGCGGCAGCAACACAUCCCAGAUCUCCGGUACAUCCUCAGGGAUGAGAAACGGUGUUGCAGCAGGAGGAUGAGCGGCGUUCCCGUUGACACGCUCCAGAUGUCACUGUGUAUCCCAGAUUCCUCCCUGACAUCGGAACGGAAACCACACCUGACAACUGGAUGUGUUUGAGGCGGACAUUGUGGAAUCCAGGCAACAGAGAAGCACCAUGGAAAACAAUCCGGCUUUUUUACCGUUAGCGUCUCUGAUCUGUUGCAUCCGCUAUAGCUGAGACGGCCCAGGCCUGAAUACGUUGUCUGUUUUUGGGGUAUGUGAUGGAUUCCUCAGAUUCCUUUGGGGUUUAUGGAUUCCUCAGAGUUACACGAUGUCUCUCUGGUCACUAUUGGUACUGUUAUUUGACAUAACCCAUCUUAAUAAUGGGAACAGAGGAAUAUGUAAGGCAAUGUGCAUUAAUCAAAAAAUGUGUUUAUAAAAGAUAAUGACCUAUUUAAUCUCUCCUCACUGGCCACACUACCUCAUUUCAGUGUGGAUAAUUGGGUAAUAUUUGGUUGAGACGUUAAUCAAUGAGAUUACAACCAAUAUUAACCCACUCAAAUUAAAUUCCAAUAGAAAAACAAUGUUGAUUUUUCGUUUCGUUGUCACCCAAAUAUUUAUCACUGCGCUUUCAACCAUUUUAAAGCACAGCAAAGCUCAAAUGGGAAUACAAUGUCAGAUAUUGAUAAAUCCCUGUGCUUAAUCUAAUAGCAGAACCAAAUGACCUGGAUUGCAGUUGAGAUUACAUUAAAAGUACAUGAGUGCAAAAGAUCAAUGCCGUUUUGAGAUUCUGUGCAGAUUAUUACAGCAGUUGUUGUGAUCUCCACAGACCUGUGACCUAUGCAUGCUAUCUUACACAUGCACUCUUUUAUAUGACUACAGUAACCUCAAAAUGUGGUCAUGGAUGUGUUACUCUUUUUUAAGUUUGAAUGUUACAUUCGUUUUUUAAGAUAACUUUAGUCUAAGGCUAUUUACUGUAUUACAAAGUAAUAUUGUGUUUUGUUGACAACACAACCAAAUAUCAACAUUUUAAAGGAGAUGUAUCUUGUGCUUGGAUAGUUCCAUCUGUGCCACUGACUUAGUCUGGCUUUAAUUCCAAUUUGUCUACAAAUGAAUGAUUGCUAUGUUGGAUUCACGACUCCAUCUAACCGAAGACAAAUGUAUUUUCCAUAUAGAUUCCACGUCACAGUAUGUUGACAAAUUGUUGAAACAACGUUUAUAGUACCAAGUACAACGCAAGUGACUAUCCUUUCAGAUAAUCCAUCUGUUUAACCCAUUUUGGGAACUGUCAAGUUUUUGAAUGCACUCGAAAGCAAAAUAUGCCCUCGAAAAGUAACUUAAGUCAGUAUCAUCAAUAAUCUCAAGCAGCUUCCCCCCCCCCCAUUGAGCCUCUUCCAAAUCUGUGCUGAGACAGCAUGUCUGCUGGACUAUUGAGUAAAUGACAUAUCUAUGUCAAGUGUGAAGGUUGUCAGAUCAUCGCUUGCAGCGUUCGAGAGCUUUUUACCAGGACAGGAACCUAUUUGGAAGUGUUUUCUGUGGAAACAACGCGGCCUCAUCCAUUACCGUCUUAACCGUUCAGAACACAAACAUAAAUAAAGUCAGGAGCAGAAAUAGCUGGAGCCAUCCCUGUUCACAUGAAGGAACGAGGAUAAAUGCCCUCUUUAAAAUAGCUUGUUAAAAUAACUGACCCCGGUUCAGAAGGGAUCUGCUACUGCUAAGUCUUAAAAUAGGCUGACCAUGUAGAUGACGGUUUGAAAGCAUUUUUCUCAGUCUUAACAUUAAGAUGAAACAGACGGAGGAGACGAGAACAGGCAUGAGAAGAAUGUCCAGUUAUAAAAAAGAAAGAGAAAAAAAAGUGCAAUUUUGGGAUUUUGGAUCAGCCUUUAAAAGGAAUGAUACACCUGUUUCAGAAGCUCUUUCUCUGGCUGUUCAGAUAAGGCAAAACCAGUCAAAGGUAUCUGCACAGAGAUUUUAAACAUCAGGUAUUUGGUGCUGUGUCGACAACAGAGGUUAUUUUUCAAUCAAGCAAUGUAACAUCAAAGUAGACUGGAUCUAGCAUGCUGCUUGCACACUUGAUACAGUGUAUUCAUGAAUCAGUAUUGGGUACUAAGAAUGCUACAAAUACCUAUUUAUUAUGAUACAUGUUUAUGUAACUGUUUAAAUCUGUCAGAGUCAAAUACUAUUGUAAAUAAUAUAUCCUCCACAGAAAUGUAUGUAUAGAUGACUGUUGCUCUGUAUACUGUAAGACUGGCAUUGUGUGUUAAUGAACGACAUUGUUGACAUGCUC